Molecule: messenger RNA, 5011 nt
Organism: Hibiscus syriacus
Lineage: Eukaryota; Viridiplantae; Streptophyta; Magnoliopsida; Malvales; Malvaceae
Product: ARF guanine-nucleotide exchange factor GNL1-like
Exons: 3
Coding region: 214-4662 (1482 amino acids)
Biological process (GO): regulation of ARF protein signal transduction
Molecular function (GO): guanyl-nucleotide exchange factor activity
Source: RefSeq, a predicted model, not a curated record
AAAAAAAAAUUAUUUUUAUCUCCCAUGAAACCCAAAACGCUCCAAAAUUUCUUCAGAGUUCACUCCUUUUCUAGUUAUUCCCCAAUUCCCACCAUUGGAAUCCUCGAGAAAGCAGAUAGCAUGAUUUUGCCUGAGUUUAGCAUCUUGUUUGAGUAGUUUCCGGCUUCUUCGUUGAGAAAUAAUUUUCAGUUUCAUUAAGAAUCUUGUUUGAAUAUGGGGGAUUUGAUUACACAAUCUCGUUAUAAUGGAUUUAACGGAGAGCUUGUCAAGCCUUCUAAAGGUGCUUUCGCAUGUAUGAUUAAUUCUGAAAUUGGGGCUGUUCUGGCUGUCAUGAGGAGAAAUGUCCGAUGGGGAAUCCGUUAUGUUGCAGAUGAUGAUCAGCUGGAGCACUCUCUCAUCCAUUCCUUGAAAGAAUUGCGGAAACAAAUUUUCUCAUGGGGAUAUCAGUGGCAAAAUGUUGAUCCAAUUGUGUACCUUAAGCCGUUUUUGGAUGUAAUUAAAUCUGAUGAAACUGGUGCACCGAUAACUGGUGUUGCCUUGUCUUCCAUUUAUAAAAUCCUGACCAUCGAUGUACUUGACUUGGAUACUGUAAACGUGGAAGAAGCUAUGCAUCUGAUUGUAGAUGCUGUGACGAGUUGCCGGUUUGAGGUAACCGAUCCAGCUUCUGAAGAAGUGGUACUAAUGAAGAUACUUCAAGUUCUUUUAGCUUGCAUGAAAAGUAAGGCUGCAACUAGGUUGAGUAAUAAGCAUGUAUGCAUGAUAGCAAAUACAUGCUUUCGUAUUGUUCAUCAAGCAAACUCCAAAGGUGAACUGUUGCAACGGAUAGCUCGGCAUACAAUGCAUGAACUGAUUAGGUGUAUUUUCUCACAUCUUUCUGAGAUCAGCAGCACUGAACAUGAGAUGGCUAACGGAAGCUUGUUAUCUACUUCUGGAGUGGUGGGUACACAAAAUGGGAAUCUUGUUCUUGGAAGUACACAGGUAGAAAAUGGAAAUGUUGGUACCAUUUGUGAUGGUCCAUCCUCUCUUGCUGCUGAUACUUCUAGUCCUCCAAUGGUGCAGGCCAGUUCUGAAUCCGACACAAUUAAGUCUGGCGAAAGGGAAGAGAAGGAGGACACCCUACAUGAUGAAAGAUUGAUGUCCGCACCUUUUGGGAUCCCAUGCAUGGUGGAGAUAUUUCAGUUUUUGUGUUCUCUGUUGAAUGUCAUUGAAAAUAUUGGUAUUAGCCCUAAAUUGAAUCCCGUAGCAUAUGAUGAAGAUGUUCCACUCUUUGCCCUGGGUUUAAUUAAUUCAGCUAUAGAAUUGGGUGGGCCAUCAUUCAGCAAGCAUCCCAAGUUAUUGGCUAUAAUUCAGGAUGAAUUGUUUCGUAAUCUGAUGCAAUUUGGCUUAUCCUUGAGCCCGCUUAUUCUUUCUACUGUGUGUAGCAUCGUUCUCAAUCUCUAUUAUCAUUUGCGCUCUGAACUAAAAGUGCAGCUCGAAGCUUUCUUUUCGUGCGUGCUUUUGAAGCUUGCACAAAGCAAGCACGGGUCUUCUUACCAACAGCAGGAGGUUGCUUUGGAAGCUUUGGUCGACCUUUGUCGGCAGCAGACAUUUGUGGCUGAGAUGUAUACUAAUUAUGAUUGUGACAUAACUUGCAGUAAUGUUUUUGAAGACAUUGUCAACCUGUUGUCAAAGAGUGCAUUUCCCGUGAAUGGACCUUUGUCUGCAAUGCAUAUCCUUGCUCUGGAUGGUUUGGUAUCUACAGUGAAGGGUAUGGCUGAGAGAAUCGGCAACGAAUUGCCUAUAUCGAAUGAGGCAUUGGCAGAUUGUGAGGGAUAUGAAGCUUUCUGGACAUUGAAAUGUCAGAACUACGGUGAUCCUAAUUAUUGGAUUCCUUUUGUCCGAAAGAUGAAGAACAUCAAGAGAAAGUUGGAAAUCGGUGCUGAUCAUUUUAAUCGAGAUCCCAAGAAAGGUCUGGAAUUUCUCCAAGGAAUCCAUCUAUUACCUGAUAAGCUUGACCCAGAAAGUGUAGCAUCAUUCUUUAGGUACACAACUGGGCUAGAUAAGAAUCUUAUCGGAGAUUUUCUAGGAAAUCAUGAUGAAUUUUGUGUUUGGGUGCUUCAUGAAUUUGUGAAGACCUUCGAUUUUAGUGACAUGAAUCUAGAUUCAGCAUUACGUGUUUUCUUGGGAACUUUCAGAUUGCCUGGAGAGUCACAGAAGAUACAGAGAGUGCUCGAGGCAUUUGCUGAAAGAUAUUACGAGCUAUCACCACAUAUAUUUUGUAAUAAAGAUGCUGCCCUCUUGUUGUCGUAUUCGCUUAUAAUGCUUAACACAGAUCAACACAAUGUACAGGUUAAGAAAAAGAUGACUGAAGAAGAUUUUAUCCGUAACAAUCGACUCAUCAAUGGUGGGAAAGAUCUUCCUCGAGAGUACUUGUCUGAGCUUUACCACUCUAUCUGUGAGAACGAAAUUCAGAUGAUCCCUGAUCAAGGUGCUGGUUUCUCAGUAAUGACAUCAGGCCGCUGGAUUAAUGUGGUUCACAAAUCCAAAGAAAGCACCCCUUUCAUUGCAUGUGAUUCUAGAGCACUCCUUGACCUUGAUAUGUUUUCUAUCUUGUCUGGUCCCACGAUUGCUGCUAUAUCUGUGGUUUUUGAUCAAGUGGAACAUGAAGAUGUUUUACAAAUGUACAUCGAGGGAUUCUUGGCUGUUGCCAAAAUUUCAGCGCACUAUCACUCCGGUGAUGUAUUGGAUGAUUUGGUCGUGUCUCUUUGUAAAUUUACGAACCUAUCAACUCCAUUGUCCAUUGAAGAGGCCAUUGUUUCCUUCGGAGAUGAUGCCAGAGCGAGGAUGGCGACAACAACAGUUUUCACUAUAGCAAAUAGCUAUGGUGAUUGUAUCCACAGUGGCUGGAAAAACAUAUUGGACUGUGUCUUAACCUUGCACAAGCUUGACCUUCUACCUACCCAUUUAGCUAGUGAUGCAACUGAUGAAAUCGAGUCCUCGUCUGACCAUGAGCACGGUAAGCCUGCUACAAGUUCUAUACAAAGAUCACAGACAGCACCUGCGGCCAUUCCCCAGAAAUCUUCGAGCCUGAUUGGACGGUUCAGUCAAUUCCUAUCCUUUGAUAUGGAAGAGCCACAGUUGUACCCAACCGAGGAAGAGCUCGCUGCUCAACAGCAUCUUCGUGAGAUAGUACAGGAAUGCCACAUCGAUAAUAUAUUCAUGGAGAGUAAGUUUCUCCAAGCAGAGUCUUUAUUGCAACUUGUUGAUGCCAUUAUCUUGGCUGCAGAUCGAUUCAGCAAAGGAAUCAGGGUCAUUGAAGAUGAAGACACUUCAGUCUUCUGCCUGGAGUUGUUGAUCACUAUCACACUGAAUAACCGGGAUAGAAUUUUGAUAAUCUGGCAAAAGGUGUACAAGCACAUAUCGGAUAUUGUCCAGCAGAAGGCAGUACCAUGCACUCUAGUUGAAAAAGCUGUGUUUGGGCUCCUUAAGAUAUGCCAGCGCUUGCUUCCUUAUAAGGAAAAUAUAACUGAUGAGCUUCUAAAGUCCAUGCAACUAAUAUUGAAACUUGAUGCUUGGGUUGCUGAUGCGUAUUGUGGACCUAUCACGCUAGAAGUCAUGCAUCUCGUGAAAGCAAAUGCAACUCACAUCAGAUCCCAUUUGGGUUGGCGUACGAUCAUCUCCUUGUUAUUUAUCACCGCUCGACAUCCAGAAGCAUCUGAGUUCGGAUUCGAGGCACUAGCAUUCAUCAUGUCUGAGGGGGCGCAUCUUUUGCCGUCUAAUUAUGUUCUUUGCGUGGAUGCGGCAAGGGAGUUUGCCGAGUCUCGGGUCGCAGAGGUUGAUAGGUCCAUUUCUGCCCUAGACAUGAUGGCAGGUUCAGUUGUUUGUCUAGUAAGAUGGUCUAACGAGGCUCGGAGUGCUGUGGAAGAGGAGGCUGCUAUGAAAGUAAGUCAGGACAUUGGAGAGAUGUGGCUGAGGGUGGUGCGUGGACUGAGGGCAGUAUGUUUGGACCAGAGGGAAGAGGUGAGGAACCAUGCCGUUUUAAUGUUACAGAGUUCUUUAGGAGGGGUAGACGGAAUUCAGAUUCCAAAUGCUAUGUGGUUCCAUUGUUUCGACCAUGUGAUUUUUUCAUUGAUGGAUGAUUUGCUAGAAAUUGCACAGGGGAGCUCCUCAAAAGAAUACCGGAAAAUGGAGGGUACACUUGUUUUAGCCACAAAAUUACUGUUGAAAGCUUUCUUACAGUCACUGCAGGAUCUAUCACAGCAACCAUCCUUCUGCAAAUUAUGGCUUGGGGUUCUCGAUCGUAUGGAGAGAUGCAUGAAAGUCAAGUUCCGAGGGAAACGUAGUGAGAAAAUGCAUGAAUUCGUCCCUGAGCUUCUCAAGAACACCCUGCUGGUGAUGAAGACUACUGGGGUGCUUGUGCCGAGUGAUGAUCUCGGUGGAGAGAGUUUCUGGCAAUUGACAUGGCUGCAUGUGAAGAAAAUUGCCCCAUCUUUGCAAUCCGAAGUGUUCAUGGAACAAGAACUGGAGCAGGUACAAGCAAAACAACAAAAGACAACCAAUCUUCCAUCGACCGAUGGGGCGUUGCUCAUACCAUCAAGCGAAUCCGAAGUGUUCACAGAACAAGAACUGGAGCAGGUACAAGCAAAACAGCAAAAGACACAGUCAGAAAAUCCCAGACCAUAAAUCUCUUUGAAGAUGAUGUAAAAUCCAUUCCAUACAUGUUUACCAUUGCAAAAUCUCAGAAAGUCCAGAACUGAAGCCAUGGAAAAGGGAAACUUGAUAGUUUGGUUGUGGCAACUUCAUAUUUUCUGUUGUAGUCGAACUUGGAUCCGGAGGUCCGACCAGUUCAGUACACUGUCCUAUUUUUUAUUCCUUGAUUCGAAGAGUUUGCAGGUAGAGUUGCCAUUUGUUCUACAAACAAAAGGGAUUAGAGUUUGAUAAAUUUUGUUUUGGCACAUAAAAUCUCUUUGACCAGAAACCAUUUUCUUUGUAUACUAUACAUAUUAAUAAAUUUUGUACCAACAUGUUUUAA